UUUAUAUUAUUAAUUAAAUCUUGAUAAAAUAUAGUACGACUAUUCUAACGGCUGGGAAUCAUCGGACAAAAAGUAAAAUACUUUGGCCUCGCCCUAGUACCUGAAUCCAUGCAUCAGGAGCCAAUUUUGACAGAAGACGCCCUGAUCUUCCUGAAUACACGCAAUCGAUUUUUAUUCGGUGUCAACAGAAGAAAAGAUCAAAGAAGCCUGUUAUUAACAUUAUAUGCCCUCUUUGAUCCCGUCCUUUAACUAAACCCCUGCCCCGGGGUAUUGAAAUUUUCAUAGAGGGUCUCCUACUCUGCAUGUGUGGAAACCACCUGCCCCUAUGGCCCCAGAAGUGAAGCUCCGAAGAAGCUUCAUACCAAAUUACUUAGUUUUUAAGAAGAAUUUAAUUGUCAACCCACAGGGGACGACGGACGGGGACCUAUUGCAAUGCCCCACGUUAGCUGUACACUAUAUGACUUUUCAUUUCAUUCAGGUAUAAAAUAUCAAAGAAUGUCAUGAUUAUAAAUUUUUAAAAAAUAACAAAUUGAAACCUGGCAUAAUCUAGCUAUAAACUAGCUAUAAAUACGGUAAUUUUAAUUAGAUUGAAGCUCGAAUCUCUUGGAUUGCAGGGCCGUAAAUUAACCUUCAAUUUGGAGGAGGCAGGAAAUUAGGCGGGGGUCUGGGGGCCGCCCAGGCCCCCAGCACAUUUUGUGCACACUGAACACGUUUCGUGCAAAAUCCUUGAUUCUAGGGCCUUCUAAGAUGUUACUUGACUAACUCAUUCUAAAAGAAAGAUUUGGAAUGCUUUUUAAGGGAGGUAUCAUGUUCUUAGUUAUUGGAAACAACAUAAAUUCUAAUGAACUUUAAAUUUUAAUUUUUUUUUGGCUCAAAAGUUGGAGGAGGCAGCUGCCUCCUCUGCCUCCAUGUAAUUUACGGCCCUGGGAUUGAUUUUGAUCAGAGACUUGCAUUAAUAUAAUUAGUUCGAUAUUUUUGAAAAGGUAUUCAUGCAAAGCCCCGAUUCCUUUCUUCCCCAAUAUUUAGCGAAGCGGCUAGAAUUGACAUAUAUGUUCUGGAUAUGUUUGUUUAUAUAUAUACAUAGAUUUUUUUUUUCAACAGAAUUAUGUUGAAAAUAUCACAAUGUGUUAAUUGGUACAUAACUUCUGUUAUUCACUGUGUACACUAUAAAUAAAGUACGCGAAGCUAAUCAUUGCUUAAGAUCUGGCUUUUCGAUUGACCUCCCCAUAUUUCCUUAAAUAUUCAGUGUGUAAACUAAGAGAAUUUUGUCAUUCUUGGUCAUCAAUCAACUCAAAUUAUAAUUUUUGAAAUUUUAUAUUAAUGGUAAGAUUAUUCUUAUUGCAAUUAAACGAAACUAUAUUGUUGAUUUACAAGGUUUGCAAGAGAAAAUUAUACGAACGAGGGCGUUAAAUGGAACGGAGAACUCAUCGGCAAAUCGCACGUUUUUAAUGUUACAGAUAAACUAAUAUUUUCAUUAGAAUUUUCUGUAUUUAUUGGGAUUCUUUACAUCGGUUUUCUUGUAAAUAGGUAGGUAAGAUGUUUUUCAAUACCUGUACUAAUUUUGGAAAUGUUCACUGCUGACUGAACGAAUGUAUUUUGGCUCUGAAAUUAAACCCUUUGUUACAAUCAUCGGUCACGGAGUCCGCUUUACAUGACGAGUGCUUGCGUAGAUUUUAUACCCACUUUGUAACUUUUCAUAGUGAAAAUACUUAAUCGGUUUUGGCCACACCGUAUUAAUUGUCGUAUUAAUUUACUGUGUUGUGCCAAUGAAAUAUUUUCUUGUAAUGAUGCCAUAAUUUCUACAACGUUGAUGAAAAUCGAUAGAGACACCGAUCAAGUUAUCUACUCGUUUGAUCUUUUGACAGCCAAGAAUGUCUUCAGAUCGGGGAAGUGGAAGGGGUAGGGGUAGACGAUCCCGUGGGGGUCAGAAUAAUGAAGGAACUCACAGCUCAGGCCCCGAUAGCCCCGCAGAAGCGAAUGGACCCAGUACUUCAGUGGUGCCGGAACCCCCCGUCCCCAAGUCCUCGUCGAAAGCUUUCAAACCCACAGGAACUAGUCUGAAAAGGAUUCAAAAAGAAUUGGCAGAAAUCACAAUAGACCCACCUCCCAACUGCAGUGCUGGUCCAAAGGGAGACAAUAUGUAUGAGUGGGUUUCCACCAUUCUUGGCCCCCCAGGGUCGGUGUAUGAGGGAGGCGUCUUCUUCCUUGACAUUCAUUUCUCAGCAGAUUAUCCAUUUAAGCCACCAAAGGUGACAUUUCGAACACGAAUUUACCACUGCAAUAUCAACAGUCAGGGAGUGAUUUGUUUGGAUAUUCUAAAGGACAAUUGGAGUCCUGCUUUGACUAUCUCCAAAGUGUUGUUGUCAAUUUGUUCUCUUCUUACAGACUGUAACCCUGCCGAUCCACUAGUCGGGAGUAUUGCUACACAGUACACACAAAAUAGAACUGAACACGAUCGAGUGGCUCGACAGUGGACAAAGCGCUUUGCUACGGGACUUUAAAUGUAUUUGAUGGUUAAUUUAUCAUUUCAGACUGUCACAAGUACUUCACAUGUGUAACCUAUUGGUUGAUGUUGCAAAUGUGCUGUCUUUUAUAGUUUGUACUUCAUAGAGUUUUAAAUUCUCUAAAGAAAUUUUAUUUGAAAAAAGCAAGGGAAAAUCUAUUGCCAGCACAUGCUUGAUUAAAAAUGAGACAGAUUUGUUUUUAAUCUACAGUAUUUUCAUCGUUGGACAUUGAAUUAACAACAGAAUUACCAUUUUAAAUGGUGCAUUUAUUUAAAGUCUCGCUAUUCAUUUAUUUAGAGUUACGUUUUGUUUUUAUAAUAUUUUAUUACUAGUUCCAGUUGGACUAUUUUUUUUUUUCAGAUACAGUUUACAAUGGCAAAUUGUGCUAUUAUUCCAGUUAAGAGAGUUAGAAAACUUUUAUAUGUAAUAUUGAUUAUGACUGUUUUCAAAAGGAAAAGAGAAACUAAUAGGACAUGAAAAGUUGUCCUAAGAUGGGUAUUGAUAGAGACAGAAUGCAAGCUAUUUAUCCGUCAGAAUGCUUGAAGCAUAAUAUCUAUAUCAUCUUCAUGAUGAGCUGCCAUUGAUAUGUGUGCAAUGUGCAUGCAUACUUCCAUUGUGUGUUGAAAUUGUCCAUCAAUGGUUUAGUGAGACUGUUAUGAGGUAAAACAGCAAAUAGUGAAAAUGAUACCGGUAGCAACCUUUCAUGCUCUUGUGUGUAAAUUACAAAGUUUGGAAUUUUUGUGAAAGAUUUUUUUCCUGGUCUAGUGCUUACUUAAUGGUUGUCAAUUGAAAUGAACUGUGUACUUUGUGUAUGUGAUAUACACGUGUGGAUCAAAGUAAAUUGUUUUGAAAUGUAUAAACAUGGCAAGAAAAAAGUGUAUAUUUAUUUUUCUGAAUAACUUGUUGCAGGUAAUUGUAAUUAGAAUUUAUGAUCUGAGUGUAUCACUGCAAUACGAAGUUUCUCAUUUCGGAUCAAAACAGGGUCAAAAUUUAUUAUGUAUAACUAAAAUUCUACCUAAAGAUGGCUUAUAGAUACAAAAUGUAGCUCUUUCAAGUAUGCAGGUACAUCAAUUAAUGUGAGAGUAUGGAUAUUCAGUGAGUUUUGAUGUGUACAAAUGGUUACGCCAAAUGAAUGUGUAUGAAGUGUUGCAUGUUUAUGUGAAUAAAAUGGUAAAAUUCA
Molecule: messenger RNA, 3684 nt
Organism: Ostrea edulis (European flat oyster)
Lineage: Eukaryota; Metazoa; Mollusca; Bivalvia; Ostreida; Ostreidae
Product: ubiquitin-conjugating enzyme E2 E1-like
Exons: 5
Coding region: 1872-2501 (209 amino acids)
Biological process (GO): protein polyubiquitination
Cellular component (GO): nucleus
Molecular function (GO): ubiquitin conjugating enzyme activity
Source: RefSeq, a predicted model, not a curated record